CAAAUCGGUAUCGUAUGGACGAAAACAGUAUCAUUUCCCAGUGUUGUCAGACGAGACAGAGUCAAACAUGUCCAACACGACAGAAGACAAGCAACACGGAAGUGUUGUCCAGGACAGCAAAACGUCAACAGACAGCAGGGCAUGCACAGGAAACCUAACAGAAACGGAUGCCUUUAUCCACAGCUCAUCUGUGGAUCCUUUAGCGGAGUAUACGACGAGCAACAAACGACGAGGCCUUGCUCUCAUUUUUAACCAGGAGCAUUUCUUCUGGCAUCUGCGGCUGAGCGUCAGGCAUGGAACCAACGCUGACCGCUACAACUUGGAGAGAAGACUGCUCAACCUGGGGUUUGAAGUCAAGGCUUAUGAUAACUACAAAGUGAAAGAAGUGCUAGAAGUUAUCAAGAAUGCUGCAGGAGACAACCAUUCUGAUUCAGACUGCUUUUUGCUCGCCUUCCUGAGCCACGGCGAGCAGGACCACGUUUAUACCUACGAUGAAAAGAUUAGUAUUCAGGAGAUCACAGCCAUGUUUAAAGGAGACAAGUGCAGAAGCCUCGUAGGAAAGCCCAAGAUCUUCAUAUUACAGGCGUGCCGCGGAGACAAGCAUGAUGACCCAGUGACCGCUUGUGAUGCUGUGGACAGUGAAAUAAAGACAAAUGAAGUGGUUGUGGACGCCGGUGCUGUAUACACCCUCCCUGCUGGAGCUGAUUUCAUCAUGUGCUAUUCUGUGGCUGAAGGCUACUAUUCCCACCGGGAGACCAUCAAUGGGUCAUGGUAUGUUCAGGAUCUGUGUGAGCUCCUUCACAAAUAUGGGAAUUCCCUGGAAUUCACAGAAAUACUCACGCUGGUCAACAGAAAGGUGUCCAUGAGAAGCGUUGGGAACUCCAGUGACCGAAAUGCCAUUGGGAAGAAGCAAGUACCUUGCUUUGCUUCAAUGCUCACCAAGAAACUAUACUUCCGACCAAAACAGUAACAGUUUCUCAUCUCAGUCAUUUCAUUUUCUAAUUUGCAGGGGCUUUUGGGGCAAAAAAAAAAAAAUGAUAGAAGUUCUUCUUUAGUCCUCUUCUGUAUGCUUGGCCGAUAUUCAAAUUUCAUUUUUCAAAUCAAAUCAGUGGCUAUAAAAUAACAGGAAGGUUCAUUUCCAUGAGUUGAAGAAAUGGGAAUGUUUCUGGGAUGUUUCUGGAAUGUUUCUGGGAUGAGUUGGCCUGAGGCCAUCACUUCAGUCCUGGAACCUCAUGUCAUUCACUGUGGGAGUUUCAGUUUCUUCUUGAAAAGCCAGAUUUCUUACCUGGGUGGAACCAUGACCUUUUAAAAACCCCUAUUUACAAGUGGGCUUUUAACGACCGCUGUAUCUCAUUUAUAACAGGUUUUACGUGCUGAUUUUAUCAGUUUGGACUUUUUUGGGCAGAUAAGGUUGUAAUGUAAUCUAAUACAACCACGCUAUCUUCUGUUUGGCCCAAAAUGCCCAGUUUAUGGGAGAGUCCAUAUUAAAUAUCAACUUAAUAAAGACUACAAGGUGAAUCAUGGUUUGCAUGGAUUGGAUUGCAGUGUUGUGUUAAAUGCCUUCCUGUCAUUUUAUCCAGCACAUAUUUGCACUUAUGUGAACCUGUAAGAAUACCAUGGACCACAUUCUGUACUUUUCACAGCUUUUUAGCUUUUAGCGUGCUUGUUUAAUCUAUUUUAACUAUUGUGGUAGCACAGGAAUGUUGUCUUUUUCUGUUACUCCAUCUGUUUUUUCUUAAUGAGUCAAGAAAAUGGGAGAAAUCUUUGCUCAGGCAAGACUUCUUUAAAUCAAACUCCCAUCUUUGCUGAAAAUGUCCAGUUGCAGGUACGACAGGUGUUAGCCAGUGUCUCCUGCGAGGCAGAUAAAGGAGCAGCCACAUGCUGUACGUCAGUGUUUCACACUAAACUUUGUUUCAGCUGUCACAGCACAUUAUCCAGGGACAAUGUAAUCAUGCAUUUUGUCCAAGCUCGCACUACCAAAAAGGGAAUUUGUGUUUGUGCCGUAGCAGCUCACAGUACUACAUUUAAUAUUGCGUAUUUGCACCCAAAAAACACUAGUGUGGAGAAUACCUCAGGGAGAUGGAGUAUCGUAUUAAACUCGUGCUGUGGAUCAAAACACCGUGAGCUGAUCUCUAACUCAGGAAAAACAAAACUACCAGCAGACGUACACUGAUCCUGUGUAUACCGUUAUACUUUCCAGGGUUUUUCUUUUUAAAUAAAUGAUUCUUUUGUGGCAAAAA
This is a messenger RNA of Solea solea (common sole), 2240 nucleotides long. RefSeq names its product caspase-6-like. Bases 68 to 970 code for a protein of 300 amino acids. Gene Ontology annotation, cellular component: cytoplasm. Gene Ontology annotation, biological process: apoptotic process; proteolysis. The transcript is spliced from 8 exons. The record is from RefSeq and is a predicted model, not a curated record. Lineage: Eukaryota; Metazoa; Chordata; Actinopteri; Pleuronectiformes; Soleidae.